Molecule: messenger RNA, 411 nt
Organism: Penaeus chinensis
Lineage: Eukaryota; Metazoa; Arthropoda; Malacostraca; Decapoda; Penaeidae
Product: eomesodermin homolog
Exons: 3
Coding region: 1-411 (136 amino acids)
Source: RefSeq, a predicted model, not a curated record
AUGUCGGAAUCUUUGAUCUUCCGUAAUUAUCUAAUCAGGAUUUGUCUUCGCCCAUCCUCCGGCGUGCCACGAAGACUUAUGAGUAUCGUGGGAGGUGGCGGCGGCGGCAGAGGUGGCGGCGGCGGCGGUGUAGCGGCGGCGAUGGCGGUGGUAGCAGUGCAGGCGGCGGCGGCGGGCCGGCUUUUACGCGAACGCCCUGGGAGGCUGCCAUCGGAGCGGCCGGCGGGGACUGCUGCUGGUGCUUCUGAUGCUGUGGCAGAUGCUUCUGUUGGGGAUUCUGUUGUUGCUGUCACUGCUUCCGUUGGCGCUCCUGUUGCUGUUGAUGUUGAUUGCAUAACAGGAGCUGUUGCUGGUGACUCCGUUGUUGCUGUAACAGAUGCUUCCAGACCAAAGGCAAGAAGCGGCUGGUGA